This is a messenger RNA of Cyclopterus lumpus (lumpfish), 2421 nucleotides long. RefSeq names its product microfibrillar-associated protein 3-like. NCBI's taxonomy places the organism in Eukaryota, Metazoa, Chordata, Actinopteri, Perciformes, Cyclopteridae. The coding region runs from base 204 to 1130 and encodes 308 amino acids. The transcript has 3 exons. The record is from RefSeq and is a predicted model, not a curated record.
CUUCACUCACCAGGAAGUGAGCGGGCCGAGCUGAGUUUUGCUCAAACAAGCUGAGGCUGCAUUACGUACUAAAAUAAAGUUGAAACGGAAUAUCUUCGAACAGAGAAGUUACAUAAGUAUUGGCCUCGGUUUCGUUUGUUUGGUCGCUGUCGGAGCAGGUUCGUCCCAUCUAAAUGUGAGCUGAAGGUGCAACUCCUCUCGACAUGUCACCGCCUCAGAAACGCCACCCGCCCCGCCUGCUUCUCGUGGUCCUGCUGCUCGGCGGCUGGACAGCAGACGGAGCUCUGAAUGGGUCGGAGGCGGUGGCGUCCGGCGUCCCCUCCAGCGGAACCAUUGUGGCGAAAGAGGGAUCCAGCGUGCUGAUCGAGUGCAACGUGACCCGAAGCUACGAUGAAAUCGAGUGGUACAACUCUAAGGGACUUCUGCUGGGUGACGACACAAGUGGGAAGUGGAACGUUCAGGAGAAGGGCGUCCUGAACAUCACCACGGUCUCCUUUGAGGACCGCGGCCGCUACACCUGCGUCACCGACGGUGCCCAGAGCUACGCCGUGACGCUUCGCGUCGCCCACACCGACAGCGACCUGGGCCUGUACUACGUCAUCGUAUGCCUGGUGACCUUCACCAUCAUCAUGAUCCUCAACGUGGCGCGCCUCUGCAUGGUAAGCAGCCACCUCAAGAAGACAGAGCAGGCCAUCAAUGACUUCUUCCGCACCGAGGGCGCAGAGAAGCUGCAGAAGGCAUUCGAGGUCGCCAAGCGCAUUCCCAUCGUCACAUCAGCCAAGACGCUGGAGCUCGCCAAGGUCACGCAGUUCAAGACCAUGGAGUUCGCCCGGCACAUGGAGGACCUGGCUCGUAGCGUCCCGCUGCCGCCGCUCAUCAUGAACUGCCGCGUGUCCACGGAGGAGGUCGCGGAGACUGGGCCGCCUCACCCCGCAGAGCAGGCCGGGCCCUCGGUGUCCAGGAGCAGACAAGCUAUCGGCCCUCCUUCCGCGGAGAGAAGUGAGGAGGAGGGGUGCCAGGCGCUGCUGCUGCCGCCGAGCGGAGGGAACGGCGAAAGCGUCGACGUCAAAGUUUCCAUCCACACGGUGUCCGAGAAGAUGGCGCCGGGCUCACGGACAAGUGUCCUAUGAAAGCAACAUAUAAGCUGACUCUGAAGCCCGUCAGAAGAAAGACAGCCUCUGAUGUCUCAACUGCAAGUGGCUUACGGUGCAGCGAUCAAAAAUAUUGCAAAAAUACAUACCAAGUCGUGCUCCUUUUCCUUCUUGCGUGAAAGUAUUUCCAUGCGAUGUCGCAAAAUUGCAACAAAAAAAAAAAUCACAAAGUCCGAUCGUCAACAGAGUUCAGAAUUCUAUUUUCUCUUGCCUUGAAUACAUUUAAUCUUUAGUUUUCAUGUUUUGUGUGGUCGGGGAUCCCUUCAACUUUCCAUUCCGCGGGCUCACAGCUGGUGGAGGAGCUGACGUAUAAGAGCUGAUUUUCCUCGACACCAUUUUGCUGCUUUUCACUUUGACAAGUCGGCUUCCGCAGAACAAAACGUUGUCACGAAAUAUCCUCGUUCCGUUGUGUCGACUGCUUUCAUGUCGCCGAUUCAUGUCAGUCAUCUGUCACUCGCAGGGAAGAAGCGGGGAGGCUUUGAAGUAAUGCCUCAAAAACAUGUCACUUCACAGAUGCGAUUGAUAUCUCCACGGCUCAUUUUGUUCGUCAGAAUGGCGGAUAAUUAUAGGUGAGCUUGUUCUCCAGGGGGAAAGAAGUAAACAUAAAAAUAAAAAAAAGAAGAUUCUUUGGGAAUUCUUUUCAAAGUCUUUUUCUUCUUCUUUGACAUGAAGCUGACGCAUUGUUUUCUCUCUGUAUUUCUAGUGACAUUUAUGAGCAUUGAACAUGAAGUAAAGACUCAUUUGGGAGAAAAGUUGUAAUUGAUUCUCUCUAUGUGCACGGAUCGUCCAUAAGCAGGGUGAGGUGUCUAAUGUCAGUGCGUCCAUCACAACAGCACUGUUUCUAAAUGGGGUCACAAGGCUUAAAAACAAAGAAAAUAGUGUUUAACAUUACAAUAAAAUAUAUAUAAAAUAACGAUCUUAUGUGUUUUGUUUUGCGUUUGAGCACUUUAUAACAUCCCAUUGUACUUGUUUAUCUGUGGCUAUGAGGAGUUUUCUUUUAGAACCUAAAAACCAAAUCGAAUGCCAAAAAGUGUUGAGAAACAUGGAUAUACAGCUUCUUUACGCAGUCUCGGGGAGAUGUAUGUAAGAAAAGUCAUGCAAGAUGUGUUAACUGAGAAAGUUGUGGAACUGGACGACUUUGGUGAAACUUUUUGUUGCAGUAAAUGUUAGAAUGUCAUAGCUGACUGUUUAAGAUCAUACGCGAGCACCAAAAGCAACAACCUUUAAGAGGCGAUAACUAAAUAAAUACAAUAAAAAACAUGCAAAUGUG